Molecule: messenger RNA, 1557 nt
Organism: Colossoma macropomum (tambaqui)
Lineage: Eukaryota; Metazoa; Chordata; Actinopteri; Characiformes; Serrasalmidae
Gene: gabrb1
Product: gamma-aminobutyric acid type A receptor subunit beta1
Exons: 9
Coding region: 7-1452 (481 amino acids)
Biological process (GO): monoatomic ion transmembrane transport; chemical synaptic transmission; signal transduction
Cellular component (GO): membrane; neuron projection; synapse
Molecular function (GO): GABA-A receptor activity; neurotransmitter receptor activity; extracellular ligand-gated monoatomic ion channel activity
Source: RefSeq, a predicted model, not a curated record
GGAGCGAUGCGGGCGAGCGGAGACCGGUGGCGCGCGGGGGUCGCGUGCCUCCCGGUGUUGAUGGCUUUGGCGCUCGGCCGCAGCCCGGUGGCGCACAGCGGGAACGAGCCCAGCAACAUGUCGUAUGUGAAAGUCACGGUGGACAAACUGCUCAAAGGCUACGACAUCCGGCUCAGGCCCGAUUUUGGAGGUCCUCCGGUGGAUGUGGGGAUGAGUAUCGACAUCUCCAGCAUCGACAUGGUGUCCGAAGUGAACAUGGAUUACACCAUAACCAUGUAUUUCCAGCAGUCAUGGCGCGAUAAGCGUCUGUCCUACACAGGGAUUCCUCUCAAUUUGACGCUGGACAACCGUGUAGCCGAUCAGCUUUGGGUGCCGGACACUUACUUCAUAAACGACAAGAAAUCCUUUGUUCAUGGGGUCACUGUGAAAAACCGCAUGAUUCGCCUGCAUCCAGAUGGAACCGUGCUCUAUGGCCUCAGGAUAACCACAACCGCAGCCUGCAUGAUGGACCUGCGCAGAUACCCUCUGGAUGAACAGAACUGCACCCUGGAGAUCGAGAGCUAUGGCUACACCACAGAUGACAUUGAGUUUUACUGGCAGGAGGGGAGUUCAGUAACAGGAGUGGACAACAUUGAGCUGCCACAGUUUUCCAUCAUCGACUAUAAAACUUUAUCUAAGAAGGUGGUAUUUGCCACAGGCUCGUACCCUCGUCUGUCUCUGAGUUUUAAGCUGAAGAGGAACAUCGGAUAUUUCAUCCUCCAAACCUACAUGCCAUCAAACCUGAUCACCAUCCUGUCCUGGGUCUCCUUCUGGAUCAACUAUGAUGCCUCUGCAGCACGGGUAGCUCUAGGAAUCACCACUGUGCUGACCAUGACUACCAUCAACACUCAUCUGCGGGAGACACUUCCUAAGAUCCCCUAUGUAAAGGCCAUAGAUAUCUACCUAAUGGGCUGCUUCGUCUUUGUCUUCUUGGCCCUGCUUGAAUACGCCUUUGUCAACUACAUUUUUUUUGGCCGAGGCCCACACCUACAGAAGAAGGUGGCGGAGAAAGCUGCUAAGAGCAACAAUGAGAAGAGCAGGCUGGAAAGUAACAAAGUCCAGGUGGUCGACGCCCAUGGGAACAUUCCGCUCACCAAUCUCGAUCUGCGCCUCACCGGUGCUGAGAUGCUGGGCAGUCUUGGAGACCCUCGGAAUACCAUGUUUUCUUACGACAGCGCGAGCAUCCAGUACCGCAAGCCCCUGACAGGUCGUGACCUGUAUGGCCGGCCCACUGCUUCCCUCGAGCGGCCGAUCACGCACAAGAAAAGCCGCUUGAGGAGGCGAGCCUCUCAGCUUAAGGUGAAAAUUCCAGACCUGACGGACGUGAAUGCUAUUGACAAGUGGUCCCGUGUCAUCUUCCCCAUCACCUACACCUUCUUCAACCUGGUGUACUGGCUUUACUAUGUCCACUAGGGGGCAGCGGUGCACUUGGCUCAGCUUCCACUCAUCAGGUCUGGCCAGGCUUUCUCAACAAUCAUUUGCUUGUGACUUUUUUUGUCACAAACGUGGUCUUUUCCU